AGCAGCCAUGGAGUCUUCCAUACCCUCUGACAAUACUUCCAAAACCAAACCUCAAAUAACCUUCCAGGUGCACCCUCGAGCAGAUGCCAUUCGCUCCAAGCUGAUUUAUACUUUUUACCUGAUUGACCACCUGAGAGGGCUGAGCCAUGCUGUGCCCCGUCACAACAUACGAGAUUUCCUAGACCCCAAGAAAAGAAAAAAGCUCAUGCUCACAGACCACCACCAGUUGGUCCGAUUUAAUGUGAUGCCUAUCCGGAAUGUUACAGUCACACAAGAAAAACGCUGGCGCAACCGUAUUGAGGUGCGAAGCAGCCGCUGGCCCCCCUUCGCCCUGUGGGCUUCUUUUGUCUUGAACAGCAAAAUGUUCAAUAGCUUCAUCAUCUUCCUC
Messenger RNA from Sceloporus undulatus (fence lizard), 388 nucleotides. RefSeq names its product cation channel sperm-associated protein 2-like. Gene Ontology annotation, molecular function: calcium-activated cation channel activity. Gene Ontology annotation, cellular component: CatSper complex. Gene Ontology annotation, biological process: sperm capacitation; fertilization; flagellated sperm motility. The transcript has a single exon. Lineage: Eukaryota; Metazoa; Chordata; Lepidosauria; Squamata; Phrynosomatidae. The annotation marks the transcript as partial. The record is from RefSeq and is a predicted model, not a curated record.